AUGAAAGGUCGUAGCACUUUAUUAUUAUUACUUGCUGCUGCAAUAAGUGCAUUCGAGGCAGGAACGCCAUACCUCGACCUGGAAUACGUCGUCAAUGGCGAGAAAAGGUCCGGAAGAGUCACCUUCGAGCUCUAUUGGGACGAGGCACCCAGAACAGCCAGGAAUUUCUAUGAGCUUGUAAGGGGAACACAGAUCAAUGGCGAGCUCUACAAGUACGAAAACAGCGAGUUCCACAGAAUCAUCCCGGGGUUCAUGAUGCAGGGCGGCGACAUCGUCAACGGAGACGGCACAGGCUCCAUUUCAAUAUACGAUGGAAAGCUGUUUGAGGAUGAGGAAUUCAUAAGGACCCACAGCAGCAUCGGGAAGCUGUCGAUGGCCAACCGCGGGCCAAACACCAACGGGUCCCAGUUCUUCAUCACAUUCGGCCCGCAGCCCCACCUCGACCGCAGGCAUGUUGUGUUUGGAAACGUUAGUCAGGAAUGCAUUCCCCUGAUAGAGUCCAUACAAAGGGUGGACAUCAGCCACACCAAGCCUGUGGCUCCUGUGAGAAUAGUGAGGUCUGGAAUAGUGGAGGAAGACGAAAAGGAGUAUCUUUAG
This is a messenger RNA of Encephalitozoon hellem ATCC 50504, 597 nucleotides long. Its product is annotated as cyclophilin-type peptidylprolyl cis-trans isomerase. Bases 1 to 597 code for a protein of 198 amino acids. The record is from RefSeq and is a predicted model, not a curated record. Gene Ontology annotation, molecular function: peptidyl-prolyl cis-trans isomerase activity. The transcript has a single exon. Gene Ontology annotation, biological process: protein peptidyl-prolyl isomerization; protein folding. Lineage: Eukaryota; Fungi; Microsporidia; Unikaryonidae.